GCCACUCUGCCAUUUGACUUGGUACUCACCAUCAUUACCCCAUCACUUUUCUCCUUUUCAAAUAUCCCCUCCUUUUCACUCGUUCAAAUACUCUCUAUUCGUUAACCAUUUCUCGAAGCAAGCAAGCUCACGGAAAUGGAGAUGCAGAAGAGCAGCAGCAUGUUCAUAGAACAUGGUCCCGGAGGAGCAUACAACAACGGCGAGAUCCGGAAGAACCUCGACGACGACGGCCGAGCCAAAAGAACGGGAACAUGGGUAACCGCUAGCGCCCAUAUCAUAACCGCCGUUAUCGGUUCCGGCGUGCUGUCUUUGGCAUGGGCAAUAGCACAGUUGGGAUGGGUGGCCGGACCGGCCGUUCUCAUGGCUUUCUCUUGCAUCACCUACUUCACUUCCACUCUUCUCGCCGACUGUUACAGGUCGCCGGACCCCGUCACCGGAAAAAGAAACUACACCUACAUGGAUGUUGUGAGAGCUAAUUUAGGCGGUCGGAAGGUUCAGCUAUGUGGAUUGGCUCAAUACCUAAAUCUUGUUGGGAUUACCAUCGGUUACACUAUCACCGCAUCAAUUAGCAUGGUGGCGGUGAAAAGGUCAAACUGUUUCCACAAAAAUGGGCACCAUGUGAAGUGCCACACAUCAAACUACCCAUUCAUGAUAAUCUUCGCCUGCAUCCAAGUGGUUCUGAGCCAAAUACAAAACUUUCACAAGCUCUCAUGGCUCUCAAUCCUUGCAGCCAUAAUGUCCUUCGCAUAUUCUUCCAUAGGACUCGGCCUCUCCAUAGCAAAAGUUGCUGGUGGGGGGCAUGUAAGGACAAGCUUGACCGGCGUCACGGUUGGGGUUGACGUGUCUGGGACAGAGAAAGUUUGGAGGACCUUCCAAGCUAUUGGUGACAUUGCCUUCGCUUAUGCUUACUCCACCGUCCUCAUCGAGAUACAGGAUACACUGAAAUCAAGCCCAGCAGAGAACAAGGUGAUGAAGAGGGCAAGUUUACUUGGUGUGUCAACCACCACUACGUUCUAUGUCCUUUGCGGGUGCGUUGGCUACGCAGCCUUUGGAAAUAACGCACCAGGGAAUUUCCUCACUGGGUUUGGAUUCUACGAACCCUUCUGGCUAAUCGACUUCGCUAAUGUUUGCAUUGCUAUCCAUCUCAUUGGUGCUUACCAGGUUUUCUGCCAGCCCCUCUUCGAGUUCGUGGAGAGGUGGUGCAAGAAACAAUGGCCGGAAAGCAAGUUCAUAACGAGUGAGUACGCCAUCGACGUUCCGUUAUGUGGCGUGUACUGCGUCAACUCGUUCCGGCUGGUGUGGCGGACGGUAUACGUCAUCGUAACGGCGGUUAUAGCCAUGACUUUCCCGUUCUUCAACGACUUCUUGGGGCUGCUGGGGGCGCUCUCCUUCUGGCCGUUGACCGUCUACUUCCCGAUAGAGAUGUACAUUGCCCAGGCUAAAUUGCCCAAGUUCUCUUUCACGUGGACGUGGCUGAAGAUUUUGAGCUGGGCGUGUUUGGUAGUAUCGAUCGUCGCCGCCGCCGGAUCCAUUGAAGGCCUUGCCCAAGAUCUCAAGGCCUACAAGCCCUUUAAAUCUCAGCAAUAAAUCAAUCUCCCCGACCAAGCCCUGGUUUGAUAAGAAUUAGUACUCUGUCUUUUCUCUAUCUCAUCAAAAACUGUUUCCAUUUACUAAACUGUAUCAGAAUGAAACAAAAGAAAAAGAAAAAGAUGUAUUGUAAGCCUAGUUUAUCUGCACAGAAAAGCAUCCGUGCAAUCUCUUGCCCUGGUUCAAUCUACUGUUAGAGUCCAUUACCUAAAAUUACAAAAAUACCCUUAUGAAAUAUAAAAUGACUUUCCUGAUUUCUUUUU
This is a messenger RNA of Corylus avellana, 1850 nucleotides long. Its product is annotated as amino acid permease 6. Lineage: Eukaryota; Viridiplantae; Streptophyta; Magnoliopsida; Fagales; Betulaceae. The record is from RefSeq and is a predicted model, not a curated record.